This is a messenger RNA of Solanum dulcamara, 1112 nucleotides long. Its product is annotated as exosome complex component RRP41-like. The transcript has 2 exons. Gene Ontology annotation, cellular component: nuclear exosome (RNase complex); cytoplasmic exosome (RNase complex); nucleolus. The record is from RefSeq and is a predicted model, not a curated record. NCBI's taxonomy places the organism in Eukaryota, Viridiplantae, Streptophyta, Magnoliopsida, Solanales, Solanaceae. Bases 244 to 1011 code for a protein of 255 amino acids. Gene Ontology annotation, biological process: nuclear mRNA surveillance; poly(A)-dependent snoRNA 3'-end processing; rRNA catabolic process.
AAAAAUCCUAAUUCUAAUUUCCAAGAGAGUAACGAGACUAAAGUCUAAAACACAAAAAAUCUAAAAUAACCUAAGGCUAAGAGGCGACAUCUUCAGCAGCGACGGCGAACCGGCGAACUCCAUCUCCAAUAGGGGCGAACUAUCAGCAACGGCGGGGAAAUACAGUGGUAAACGGCAGCAACCAUCGUCGAACCAACGGCAGCUAGCAGCGGCGAUUAAGGGGACAAUUCUUUUCAGAAGCUGAUGGCUGGAAAAACAGGGUCGACGCCAGCGACCUAUUCACCAUCUCCAGCAACGCACAAGAAGAAGAGAAUCCCCAUUACUGAUGCUGAUUGGGUUCGUCCUGAUAAUCGUGGCUUCUAUCAGUGCCGUCCUGCUUAUCUGAGGACUGGUGCUGUGAGUACUGCUGCAGGAUCAGCAUAUGCAGAGUUUGGAAACACCAAGGUCAUCGUAUCUGUGUUUGGGCCAAGGGAAAGUAAGAAAGCAAUGAUGUACAGUGAUACAGGACGCUUAAAUUGUAAUGUUAGUUACACAAGUUUUUCCACCCCUAAUCGUGGGCAGGGAUCAGACAACAAGGAACUUUCCUCAAUGUUACACAAAGCUUUAGAGGGUGUUAUAAUUCUGGAAUCCUUCCCAAAGACUUGCGUGGAUGUUUUUGCUUUGGUAUUGGAAUCCGGUGGAAGUGAUCUCCCCGUGGUCAUAUCAUGUGCUAGUCUAGCUUUAGCAGAUGCAGGAAUUUUGCUGUAUGACUUGGUUGCCUCAGUUUCGGUAUCUUGUCUUGGAAAGAACCUUGUCAUCGAUCCCAUUUUUGAGGAAGAAAGCUACCAAGAUGGAAGCUUAAUGAUAACUUGUAUGCCUUCGCGUAAUGAGACCACUCAACUGAUUGUAACUGGAGGAUGGUCAACACCAAAGAUUAACGAGGCAAUGGAGCUAUGCCUUGGUGCUUGCUUCAAACUUGGAGAGGUAAUGAGAUCAUGUUUAAAAGAUGCUGUCACUGAUUUAAAAGAAUAGAGCAUCACUACUUUGUGCCUUGACGCAGUGAAGUGUCUAUGCUUGUUUUCGUCAUCUCAAAAAGUGGAAGUUCUUUAAAAUACUUUUAUCUGUACUUCUCC